AUUAAGAGAGGCUGGAGAUGUUUGUCCAUCUGUGCACAUUCAGGAGGAAGACUGAGGACUGAGGACUGUUAUUGUUUUCAGAUAUUGAGCUCACUAACAAGCUGUCAGCAUGCCCACGGAUGCCCAGAAUGACGCUCGCUCUUUCCUGAGUGAGGAAAUGAUCGCUGAGUUCAAGGCUGCCUUUGACAUGUUCGACACUGAUGGUGGCGGUGAUAUCAGCACCAAGGAGUUGGGUACCGUUAUGAGGAUGCUGGGUCAGAAUCCAAGCAGAGAGGAGCUGGACGCCAUCAUUGAAGAAGUGGAUGAAGACGGCAGUGGUACCAUUGACUUUGAGGAGUUCUUGGUCAUGAUGGUGCAGCAGCUAAAAGAAGACCAAGCUGGAAAGAGCGAAGAGGAGCUUUCUGAAUGCUUCCGUAUAUUUGACAAGAACCAAGAUGGUUUCAUUGAUCGCGAGGAGUUUGGGGAUAUCUUGCAUGCCACUGGUGAGCCGGUGGCAGAGGAAGACAUAGAUGAGCUCAUGGCCGAUGCGGACACGAACAAAGAUGGAAAAAUUGAUUUUGAUGAGUUUCUCAAAAUGAUGGAGAACGUCCAGUAAGAAAAAUUCCAUUCCAUCCCCUCCAACCGCAACUGAAAGCAGUCAAGAUAUUCAAGAGAAACUGAGUGAGGCUUUUGAAGAAAAAGAAAACAAUGAGACAAAUCGGUAACAGUUAUGAUAGUAUGAAAUUUGCUUUGAGCAACAGAGAAAAUUAUAGAUGAGUGGUACCUUCUCGGCGAUGUUCCUCAAGGACCGCACUGUGAUAGUGUCUAUAAAUAACCAUUCAAACCAUUUAAGAGGAAACCACUUACCCCUCACCCCAGCUGUCCUCCACUACACCUGCUUCUUCCCAAGACAUUCUCCAGCCCUCUGGCCACGUCCCCUCACCCUUUGCUGUUUUAAAAUAGCCCUGUUACAGUAUUUACCUCAGAAGCAGACUUCAUGCUGUGUUGUCAUGGUGAUAAGAAAUCUCUUAUUUUUCCAACUGUAUCUUUGCAAAUUGAUUAAAAAGGCACCUUUGACUUA
This is a messenger RNA of Danio aesculapii, 1060 nucleotides long. RefSeq names its product troponin C2, fast skeletal type, tandem duplicate 1 (gene tnnc2.1). The transcript has 6 exons. Gene Ontology annotation, molecular function: enzyme regulator activity; calcium ion binding. NCBI's taxonomy places the organism in Eukaryota, Metazoa, Chordata, Actinopteri, Cypriniformes, Danionidae. The coding region runs from base 110 to 595 and encodes 161 amino acids. The record is from RefSeq and is a predicted model, not a curated record.